Molecule: messenger RNA, 886 nt
Organism: Alosa sapidissima (American shad)
Lineage: Eukaryota; Metazoa; Chordata; Actinopteri; Clupeiformes; Clupeidae
Product: E3 ubiquitin-protein ligase TRIM17-like
Exons: 2
Coding region: 226-630 (134 amino acids)
Molecular function (GO): zinc ion binding
Source: RefSeq, a predicted model, not a curated record
CCCAGAAAAGGUGGGAACAAUGCCCUUGUAAAUAGGCACAGUGCAAUUUCAGGCAAAAACUUGAAAUUCUUUUUGAGAGUUAUGCUGUUUUAAGAACUUGGCCUAAAGUCUUACAUUCUACAAAAUCAUCACGGAUGGAUUCUACUAAAUGAAAAGGCAAAUCUAGGCACUUGUUAAAGUGAAAGUAGAAACAUUUGACCACACCACAGAUUUGUACAGGAGGAAAUGGCUUCAAAAUUAGAGGAGGAUCUCUCCUGUCCUGUGUGCUGUGAUGUCUUCAAGGAUCCUGUUUUCCUGUCCUGCAGUCACAGCAUUUGUAAAGCCUGUCUGCAGCAGUUCUGGGAGAGCAAAGGAUCCAGAGAAUGUCCUGUCUGCAGGAUGAAGUCAUCAAAGGAUUUCCCCCUCCCAAAUCUGGUUUUAAUGAACCUGUGUGAGACUUUCUUACAAGAGAGAAGUAAGAGAGCUUCAGCAGGGUCUGAGGUGUUCUGCAGUCUACACAGUGAGAAACUCAAGCUCUUCUGUCUGGACGAUAAACAGCCUGUGUGUGUGGUGUGUCAGGCUUCAAAGAAACACACCAACCACAAGUUCCAACCUGUAGAUGAGGCAGCAGCUGACCUUAAGCAGCUCUGAGGCCAGUGCACAGACUUCAGAGGGUAUCGUCCAACCAGGCGUGUGCAGGGUGAGCAGGGUGUCCAGCCAUCAACAGAAUCGCCCGAUUGUCCAGCAGGACGGUAAAUUACAACCACAAAUUUUGACCGGAGCUGUUACAGUGAUGGCAUGAUAUUCAAAGGAGUCCUAUUUGUGUGAUGCUAACAGUGUAGUGUAUUUCCAUUGGUUGGAAAUGUGCAGUUUAUUUAAAGCAACACCAAAGAGUUUUUUAUACCUU